This is a messenger RNA of Pseudomyrmex gracilis, 2061 nucleotides long. RefSeq lists its product as uncharacterized. Bases 1 to 2061 code for a protein of 686 amino acids. The transcript has a single exon. Lineage: Eukaryota; Metazoa; Arthropoda; Insecta; Hymenoptera; Formicidae. The record is from RefSeq and is a predicted model, not a curated record.
AUGGAUAAAAAAGUCUCUUGGUUGUUAAAAAGAGUUUCAAUUGAUAACCGUAAUUCCUUAAUUAGCGUCUCAUAUUUUGUGACUCGCCCAUCUAACGGUGACAUUGCUGUUGACGGCCGCUCUCAAUAUUGCUUUUCUUUUAAUAAACCUAAUCUCGUUGACAAGUCACGCGUUAAUAAGAUCACGAUUGUUCUUAAUAAUCUGAACUUUGAUGAAUUAUACAAACAAAAGGAAAAGUGGUUUAUUAUUCUCACUUCUGUUGACAUCCCUGACACCGUCCGUAAUCUCCUCUCCUUGGGCGAGAAGUUUGCUUUGCCCUCUCAGUGUCAAAAGAGUCGUUCGGUUUUAGAGACCAUAAAAGACGUUGAGAACAACAUCAGACUGUUAGAUCCGACGUCGAAAUCAAGAGUACGCUCUUUGUUUUCUUCGUCACUUGAACAUUUUCUACAUGAACAUCCUCGCUUAAAUAACCACGAGAGAAAUAUCAUUGAUAGUGCAAGGGUCACUAAUAAUUUUAUCAAAGACCACCCGAACAUUUUAUUCACUACAGCCGAUAAGGGCAAUGUUACUGUGGCUGUUAACAGAGUUGAUUAUGUCACUGGAAUGGAACUCAUUUUGAGUGACAAUGAUACUUAUAUCAAGUCUAAUAUUAAGAACCCGUCUAAACGUGUUGAAAAUAAUUUAAAUGAGUGUCUCAAAGCCUGGAAGAAUGCAAAUUAUAUUAACGCUAAUCAGUACUAUUUUUUAAUUUGUAACGACAAGCCACUCUCGCGGGCUUACGGACUUCCGAAAAUACAUAAGCCUAACACUCCAUAUAAAAUAAUAGUUUCUUAUACAAACACCACUCUGUUUAAUUUUGCCUCUUUUUUGCAUGGCAUUUUGCUUAAGAAUCUACCAAAACCUCGUAGCUUUGUACUUAACAGCUUUGAUUUAUUCGAAGGUCUGUCAUGUUCUCGUAUUGGUGGAUGUGAUGUAUUGUUCUCGCUCGAUGUAGUCUCGUUAUUUACUAACAUUCCACUUGAUUUGGCUUUUGAAGCGGUGAGAAAAAGAUGGAAUUUUAUUAAUGAACACACCAGCAUUCCUUUGGAAUCUUUUAUCAAAGGCCUUGAGCUCGUGCUUUCUUCGACCUAUUUUACGUUUAAUGAUACCAUUUACCAACAGACUUUUGGAACCCCCAUGGGUUCUCCUCUUUCUCCAAUCAUAGCAGAUCUUGUUCUACAAGACCUUGAGGAGAGUUGCUUCAAUAGUUUGAAUUUGGAGCUUCCAUUUUAUUAUCGUUAUGUAGACGAUGUUCUUAUGGCAGCUCCCAGAGAUAAAGUUGAUCUUAUUUUUCAAAAAUUCAAUUCCUACCAUCCUAGACUCAGGUUCACUAUUGAGUUGGAGAAAGAUAGAAAAAUCAAUUUUCUUGAUAUUUCGAUUGUAGACGACAUUUUAUUACUUGACUGGUAUCAUACACCUACUUUCUCGGGCCGUUAUCUCAAUUUUAAUUCUCAACACCCUUUUAAUCAAAAACUUGGAGUUAUGUACAGUAUUAUUGACAGAGCCAUAUUGCUUUCUCAUCCUGACUUCCAUAAAAAUAAUUUNAUUAAAGCUAUGCAUUUAAUCCUUGCCAAUGAUUAUCCCCUAGAUCUGUUUUUUAAGGUAGUCCAAAAGAAACUUCAUUUCCUAUUUAAAAACAAAUUAAACUUGUCAAGUGACGAGCCUACAUCGAGUGUGAAUCUCUUGAGUGGUGGAGAGAGUUUUUUCACUGUGCCAUUUUUGCCUAGUGUUACUGAUAUUAUUUCUAGAACUCUGAAUACAAUGAAUUUCCGUGUUUCUCACAGAAAUUUCAAUACUUUAAGUAAAUACAUCAAGGUUCAUAAAGAUUCACUCGACCGUAAAUUGAACAGUAACAUUAUCUACAAAAUCAACUGCUCUUCAUGCGAUGCAUCUUAUGUUGGCCAAACGAGUAGACAGCUACGUACUAGACUUACUGAGCAUCAACGUAACUUCCGCCAGAACUACAAACGACAAUCGGUGGUCAGCAGGCAUCGGACUGAUCUUGGACAUGAUUUCGAUUGA